Pimephales promelas (fathead minnow) is the source of this 687-nucleotide messenger RNA. RefSeq names its product pleckstrin homology domain containing J1 (gene plekhj1). Gene Ontology annotation, cellular component: early endosome; recycling endosome; trans-Golgi network. The record is from RefSeq and is a predicted model, not a curated record. Gene Ontology annotation, biological process: receptor recycling; retrograde transport, endosome to Golgi; endosome organization. Lineage: Eukaryota; Metazoa; Chordata; Actinopteri; Cypriniformes; Leuciscidae.
AUGUGUGUAUGUUUAGUAUCAGACAGAAGACAUUAUCGCUUGUUUCAGUUCAUUCGCAGAGUCAGAAGAGCUACAGAAGUAUGACUGACAGUCCGGAUGAGAAUUAUCAGAUCUGUUUAAAGUCCUUAAAAGCGCUUUUAUGAGACGAAACUGCUGUCAAAGAGCUAAAAAUGCGAUUCAAUGAGAAGGAGCUGGUGUUCCUGAGCCGCCAGCCGUCAGAGAGAGCGGCCGAGCUGGGCAUGAGAGGCCCGAAGAAAGGAGACGUUGUGAAGAGGCGUCUGGUGAAACUGAUCGUUAAUUUCCUGUUUUACUUCCGGACGGACGAGGACGAGCCAAUCGGCGCUCUGCUGCUGGAACAGUGUCGCGUCGAGAGAGAAGACGAUCAUGCUUUCUCUAUUGUGUUCCUGGACGAGGCCGAGAGGAAGUAUCUGUUUGAAUGCGAUUCUCAGGAACAGUGUGUUGAAUGGAUCGACGCCAUCGUUAAAGCCAGUUAUGAAUUCAUGCGCAAGAACCUGAUCCACUACCGCACAGAAAUCCACCGAUUGACUGGAAAGGAUCCGCUAGAGCAGUAUGGGAUAUCGGAUGAAACGCGCUUCCAGGUCAACAGUGCUCUUCCUCUGCCUUCGCCUUCCACAUGAACACACGAGUUUCACAUGCAAUCAUCGGGUCUCUAUGGAAGCUUGUUUC